This is a messenger RNA of Jaculus jaculus (lesser Egyptian jerboa), 806 nucleotides long. It is a transcript of the gene Polr2h, whose product is annotated as RNA polymerase II, I and III subunit H. The record is from RefSeq and is a predicted model, not a curated record. The transcript has 5 exons. Gene Ontology annotation, biological process: DNA-templated transcription. Gene Ontology annotation, molecular function: DNA-directed RNA polymerase activity. Lineage: Eukaryota; Metazoa; Chordata; Mammalia; Rodentia; Dipodidae. Bases 128 to 580 code for a protein of 150 amino acids. Gene Ontology annotation, cellular component: RNA polymerase III complex; RNA polymerase I complex; RNA polymerase II, core complex.
CCGCGGGCGCGUCGCGGCUCCUCGGCGGUAUUUAUUCCCGGACUCCCGCUCCACGUGAAGCCGUGCGCGAGUUGCCGGCGCCUCCCAGGCGCCCCCUGCUUCUGCUGCUCCCGGGGACCCCCUCACGAUGGCAGGCAUUCUGUUUGAGGAUAUUUUCGAUGUGAAAGACAUUGAUCCCGAGGGCAAGAAGUUUGACCGAGUAUCUCGACUGCAUUGUGAGAGUGAAUCUUUUAAGAUGGACCUCAUCUUAGAUGUAAACAUUCAGAUUUACCCUGUAGACUUAGGUGACAAGUUCCGAUUGGUCAUUGCUAGUACCUUGUAUGAAGAUGGUACUCUUGAUGACGGUGAAUACAACCCCACAGAUGACAGGCCUUCCAGGGCUGACCAGUUUGAAUAUGUAAUGUAUGGAAAAGUGUACAGGAUUGAGGGAGAUGAAACAUCUACUGAAGCAGCCACACGCCUCUCUGCCUAUGUGUCCUAUGGGGGCCUGCUGAUGAGGCUGCAGGGGGAUGCCAACAACCUGCAUGGAUUUGAGGUGGAUUCCAGAGUUUAUCUGCUGAUGAAGAAACUGGCCUUCUGAACCUUGGGGCAUGCCAGCUGUGCUCAAGUCACACUGUCCAAGCCUGAGUAGAAGCUGAUGUUCACCUGUGAAGGAGGAGUGACUCUGCCCACUGUGGGUGCACCUUCAGCUUGUCUGGAGUUCACUGGGACUUGACAUGUAAAAGACCCAGUGGGAUUGCUUAUCAUGAAUCUGAAGUUGUUUUGUAUAUAUAAUUUUUAAAAUUAAACUUUACUUUUAUAGAUUC